AUGGAAGGUGAAGAAACUCAUCAAUCGGAGCCGUUACCUUUACCAUCGGCAGAUUCCGAUGAAGGAAUCAGCGCUGCGAUUGAGGCUGAGCUCGCCGAGUUAGCUGCCGGAGGAGACUCAAGCGGCGGUGGUGGUGGAGGAGGGAUUAAGAGUAAAGUGAAAGGACCUUGGUCUACGGAGGAAGACGCGGUUCUUACGAAGCUUGUGACUAAGUUAGGUCCGAGGAAUUGGAGUUUGAUCGCUCGUGGAAUCCCUGGUCGUUCUGGUAAAUCGUGUCGAUUAAGAUGGUGUAAUCAGCUUGACCCUUGUCUCAAACGCAAACCUUUCUCUGAUGAGGAAGAUCAUAUGAUAAUUUCUCUUCACGCGGUUCACGGAAACAAAUGGGCUGUGAUUGCGAAAAUGUUACCUGGGAGAACAGAUAAUGCCAUCAAGAAUCACUGGAACUCUACGCUAAGACGUAAAUACGCAGAUCUAUGGAACAGUGGUCAAUGGGUGGCAAAUUCAGUUACUACUGGUUACAUCAAGAACGAAAAUGUCGACGGGAUAUCUAAUCCUUCCUCGAAACAACAGUUGCCUCAAGCAGAAAUCGAUUCACCACCAAAGCCUCCACAACUUAAUGAUGUUACGAUGGAUGAUGCAGACAAUGAACCUGAAGAACAAGUCCCAAUAGACAGUAACAGUAACGCUCCAGUAGACGGUAAUGCUCCAGUAGAUGGUAACCCUCCACUAGACAGUAGUAACGUGUUUCGCCCAGUAGCUCGUGUUGGCGCAUUCAGUGUCUAUAAUCCAACCAGCCAGAGAAAUGGAUACAGAAACCACAAUAUAGUUCCAUGUGAGGGACCAUUGGUUCAAGCGGCUAAACCCGAUUCAUUGGCUGGUAAAUUUCUACAAUCUCUUUGCGAUGAACCUCAUAUACCUUCGAAAUGUGGUCACGGUUGCUCUACUUGUCCAGCUGAAACUAAGUUUUCUGGUAAGUCGGUAUUGGGACCGGAGUUUGUGGAUUACGAGGAGCCUUGUGUAGUUUUCAAUCAAGAACUGAUAUCUAUAGCAACUGAUUUGAACAACAUUGCGUGGAUAAAGAGUGGCCUUGACAAUACCAUUGUUAGAGAAGCAGAACAGAAUUUGAAGACGGAUCAUUUCAAUUACAAUGAUCCUCGAGUCCAGUUUUCUGGAAUGAUGCCUAGACAAGAUUUCUUCUUCUGUGCAAGAAGCUGA
Molecule: messenger RNA, 1215 nt
Organism: Arabis nemorensis
Lineage: Eukaryota; Viridiplantae; Streptophyta; Magnoliopsida; Brassicales; Brassicaceae
Source: the annotation of a GenBank genome assembly